AUAAAAAUUGCAUUCCUUGUGCACCGGUGGUUGCAGGCAAAUACCAAGCGCUAGAAAUUUGUUAAAUAAUUGUUACUUGUUAAGUUUGUUGAAUUGUUUUUGAUUUAAAGUUCUUUUUCUAACUAUAAAAUGGCUGAUUUACCGAGUUCUCCACCGCCAGCAACACCCAGCGAUGGAGCCGAUAGACGUGAUCUACGUGCCGCCAUGACUUCGCCGGUAGGUGAUUUUGAACCUUUCGAAAAUGAAGAUGAAAUUUUAGGCGAUCAAACUGUACGCCAUGACGAAGAAGAAGAUGGAGAGGAAUUGUUUGGAGACAAUUUGGAAAAUGAUUAUCGUCCCAUGCCAGAACUGGAUCAUUAUGAUCCAGCCAUGCUGGAUGACGAAGAGGACUUUUCCGAGUUGUCUCAGGGUGACCGUUUGGCAGCUGAACGUGAAAUGAAUAGACGUGAUCGAUCCAAAGGUAUACAUCGUGAUGAUCGUGAUUUAGGUUUUGAUCAGAGCGAUGAUGAUGACGAUGUGGGACCCAGAGCUAAGCGUAGGGCUGGCGAGAAGGCUGCUGUGGGUGAGGUAGAAGAUUCCGAAAUGGUGGAAUCCAUUGAAAACCUUGAAGAUACUAAAGGUCAUUCCACCAAAGAGUGGGUUAGUAUGUUGGGUCCACGUACAGAAAUUGCCAAUCGCUUUCAAUCGUUCUUGCGUACUUUUGUGGACGAGAGGGGAGCCUACACAUAUCGCGACCGCAUACGACGCAUGUGUGAACAAAAUAAAUCAUCCUUUGUAGUGUCCUACACUGAUUUGGCUAAUAAAGAACAUGUAUUGGCCUAUUUUUUGCCCGAAGCUCCCUUCCAAAUGUUGGAAAUUUUCGAUAAAGUAGCCAAAGACAUGGUACUGUCUAUAUUCCCUACUUACGAACGUGUUACAACAGAAAUUCAUGUGCGCAUUUCUGAAUUACCUUUAAUUGAAGAAUUACGUACUUUCCGUAAGUUGCAUUUAAAUCAAUUGGUGCGUACUUUAGGUGUUGUAACCUCUACAACAGGCGUUUUGCCUCAGCUGUCUGUUAUCAAAUAUGAUUGUGUUAAAUGUGGUUAUGUUUUGGGACCUUUUGUGCAGUCGCAAAAUUCUGAAGUUAAGCCGGGCUCAUGUCCUGAGUGUCAAAGUACUGGUCCAUUUUCGAUCAACAUGGAACAAACUUUGUAUCGCAAUUAUCAAAAAGUUACUCUGCAAGAAUCACCAGGACGUAUACCCGCUGGCCGUAUACCCCGCAGUAAAGAUGUUAUCUUACUAGCGGAUCUUUGUGAUCUCUGUAAACCGGGCGACGAAUUAGAGGUCACUGGUAUAUAUACCAACAACUAUGAUGGUUCCUUAAAUACCGAUCAAGGUUUUCCGGUCUUUGCUACCGUUAUCAUAGCCAACCAUGUUGUGGUCAAGGAUUGUAAACAAGUUGUGCAAUCGUUGACUGAUGAAGAUAUUGCAACCAUACAAAAAUUAAGCAAAGAUCCACGUAUUGCCGAACGUAUUGUAGCUUCAAUGGCUCCUUCCAUUUACGGUCAUGAUUAUAUUAAACGCGCCUUGGCAUUGGCUUUAUUUGGUGGCGAAUCCAAGAAUCCCGGUGAUAAACAUAAGGUCAGAGGUGAUAUCAAUUUGCUGAUAUGUGGUGAUCCCGGCACAGCAAAGUCCCAAUUUUUAAAGUACACUGAAAAAAUUGCACCACGCGCUGUAUUCACUACAGGUCAGGGUGCCAGUGCUGUAGGUUUGACAGCCUAUGUAAGACGUAAUCCCAUUUCACGUGAAUGGACAUUGGAAGCUGGUGCUUUGGUGUUGGCAGAUCAAGGCGUGUGUUUAAUUGAUGAGUUCGACAAAAUGAAUGAUCAAGAUCGUACCUCUAUACACGAAGCCAUGGAACAGCAGUCCAUUUCCAUAUCAAAAGCCGGUAUUGUUACUUCUCUACAAGCUAGAUGUACAGUUAUUGCUGCCGCCAAUCCCAUUGGAGGUCGUUAUGAUCCUUCUAUGACAUUUUCGGAAAAUGUAAACUUAUCUGAACCCAUUUUGUCACGUUUCGAUGUAUUGUGUGUGGUCAAAGAUGAAUUUGAUCCCAUGCAAGACCAGCACUUGGCUAAGUUUGUGGUUAAUUCUCAUAUUAAACAUCACCCCUCUAGUGAGGCUGAAAUGGAGGAGACACAACCCAGCGGUGUUAGUGAAAUACCACAAGAUCUUUUGAGACAAUAUAUUGUAUAUUCAAAGGAAAACAUAAGACCUAAACUAACGAACAUUGAUGAAGAUAAAAUAGCCAAAAUGUACGCCCAACUACGUCAAGAAUCAUUUGCCACCGGCUCUCUCCCCAUUACCGUACGUCACAUUGAAAGUGUUAUUCGAAUGUCGGAGGCCCAUGCUCGUAUACAUUUGCGUGAAAAUGUCAUUGAAGCUGAUGUCAGUAUGGCCAUACGCAUGAUGUUGGAAUCGUUUAUAGAAGCACAAAAAUUCAGUGUCAUGAAAAAGAUGCGAGCAACAUUCCAAAAGUAUUUGUCCUUCCAAAAGGAUCACUCCGAAUUGUUGUUCUUCAUAUUGCGUCAGUUGACAUUGGAUCAAUUGGCCUAUAUUAGAUGCAAAGAUGGUCCUUCGGCUACACAUGUGGAAAUAAUGGAACGAGAUUUGAUGGAACGUGCCAAACAGUUGGAUAUUUUUAAUUUAAAGCCAUUCUAUGAAUCGGAAUUGUUUAAACAAAAUGGUUUUGCUUAUGAUUCUAAGCGGCGUAUAAUUUUACAAAUUGUUCAAGAGGCAGCCAUUUAAGGUGUACUAAAAAAUGCUAGAUGUGUACAAGUUUCAUUUUUUUAUACAAUAUUGUUACGUUAUAAGGAUUUUAUAUAGAUUUUAAGUUUCAUUUAAACAUUUGUUUAUUUUACAAACUUUGUGUUUAAUUUUCAUUUACAUUUUUUUAAAUUGCAAAAUAAAUUGGCAAAACAAACCAAUUGAAUAAAUUUUUUUUUUAAGUAAA
This is a messenger RNA of Calliphora vicina (urban bluebottle blowfly), 2989 nucleotides long. It is a transcript of the gene Mcm2, whose product is annotated as DNA replication licensing factor Mcm2. Gene Ontology annotation, cellular component: nucleus; MCM complex. Lineage: Eukaryota; Metazoa; Arthropoda; Insecta; Diptera; Calliphoridae. Gene Ontology annotation, molecular function: ATP binding; single-stranded DNA binding; 3'-5' DNA helicase activity. Bases 130 to 2784 code for a protein of 884 amino acids. The transcript is spliced from 4 exons. The record is from RefSeq and is a predicted model, not a curated record. Gene Ontology annotation, biological process: mitotic DNA replication initiation; DNA replication; double-strand break repair via break-induced replication.